AUGACUGGAGAAUUUAUCAAACUUCCAGAAGCAAGCAAGGUUGAGAAAUCUAGAGAGAAGAUUGAUGCUUGUCUGGGCUUCAGUCGAAGAACUAAACAAUAUAAGGUGAUAAGAAUUUUCACUCCAUACAUCUGUGGGAGGAAAGAGUAUCUGUAUGACGAUAAGGUGGCUGAGAUAUACACACUUGGGACAAGAUCGUGGAGAAGUGUGGCAUCUCCCCCAGAUAAGUAUAACAGCUACGGUGGUAAGAAUAUAAAUCUCAUAAGCAUGGGUGUUUUAAAUGGUCAUCUCUGCAUAUGUGAUGCUGCUGAGUUUGGCUGUGUUUGCAUAUGGGCAGUGAAGAAGCACGGGGUCCGAGAAUCUUGGAGUAAAGUGUUUUCUAUUAAUACUGAGACUGAACAACGAUGGCCGCAGGGUUUAUAUCAUCCAUUGAAGAAGUUUAAGAAUGGAGCAAUAAUGAUGUCGCUCAAGGAUGCUGUGAUGGGAGACAAUGUAGAGGUGCUGAAUGUCAAAUCAAGGUGUGCAAAAUUUGAGCUGCGAGAAGAAGUCAAACCUCUCAUUUUGGUGGAAGAAAUCAGCGAUCUGGCGUCGGAUUUUUAUACUUCGUCUGAGGAAAGCUGCUGA
Messenger RNA from Alnus glutinosa, 624 nucleotides. RefSeq lists its product as uncharacterized. Bases 1 to 624 code for a protein of 207 amino acids. NCBI's taxonomy places the organism in Eukaryota, Viridiplantae, Streptophyta, Magnoliopsida, Fagales, Betulaceae. The record is from RefSeq and is a predicted model, not a curated record. The transcript has 4 exons.